GAAUUGUUAUCGCAGAUACUCUUAUAUUGUAUAUUAUACUCUUCUUCUAUAGGUGAAGACAAAAGACUCAUCAAAUCAUCUUUCCAUUAUCCAAAAUGCACAAUUGAAAUCGCCUUCCUCGUCACUCCGGAGCUCAAAAAGUAACAGGAAUACCUACCUAGUUACCUACCUCUCCGAAAACACAACAACAAUCUUCACAUGCCAUGGACAAGAUAGUCCCCAACACUAUUCGUCGCACAGGCUCCAAUUUAGGCCAUCGCCUCCGUACUGCCCAAAGUACCUAUCCGGAAAAAGAUACAUCGCCGGCACGACUCGUCAUCACUGCUGAGACGCCUCGUUUUGACCCCUAUAUCCUCCGAUUGUUCAAGAAUGAGGGGUUCCACGUCUCUUAUAUGCCCUUCAAGGGGAAUAAGAAGGAAUAUGAUAGCCGCUUGCAACAGAUAGCCGAUGAUCUGGAACAGGGGGAGAGAUAUGCUAUUGUAGCCUACGGUGAAGCAGCCGCUCGCGUGCUCGAAGCAUGCACGGAACCCAUGCCAAAACUCUGCGCCGCAGUGGCCUACUAUCCUACCACUGUACCCGCGAAUGUAACAUUCCCGCCAUCUCUCCAGGUCGCAAUCCAUCUUGCAGGGUCUCAAAAUUUCGGUACCAAAGCAAAUUAUUCCUACACUUAUCCCGACACAGAGAUCGGGUUCGCGGAGCACCGAACCGGCGACGAUCGCGACGUAUAUAACAAGGUGUCUACACGGUUAGCAUGGAGCCGAACUCUGGGCUGUCUUCGAAAGGGGUUCAAUAUCGAGCAUAGUGUAGAGAUGGAGGAAUUGUGGGAGAGACAUCUCCUGCAGGCUUUCUCGAGGAAGGAUGCAGAUCGGACGAUGGCGACCAUGUAUGAUGAUGGUGAUAGCAACGACGAUGAUCAGCUUCAUGUGAAUCAUGUCCCGACGAUGGUUGGCGGAACCGGAUACCACGAUCUCCACGAAUUCUACUCCCAUGAAUUCAUCCCACAUAGCCCACCUUCCUUAAAACUACACCUCCUCUCACGCACCGUCGGAACAGACCGCAUCGUCGACGAACUCCUCCUCACAUUCCGUCACACACAAGAGAUCCCCUGGCUUCUACCACGAGUCCCGCCCACAGACCGCGAAGUGCAAAUCGUCAUCGUCAUCGUGGUCACGUUGCGCGGGAACAAACUCGCCAGAGAGAACAUUUACUGGGACCAGGCGAGCGUCUUGAUGCAAAUCGGCCUGUUGGACCCUACGCUUGUGCCGCAGAGUUUCAAAGCAACGGGCAAGAAUCUCGACGGGAAGGAAACUGUAGAUAGGCUACCCGUCACGGGCGCAGAGGCCGCUUGGAUGGUGGUCGACGAGCAGUCGGAGGAUAGUAAUAAACUUUUGGACGAAUGAGAGGAGCUUUCUCGGUUAAUAUAUACAUAUAUACCUAUAUAUAUAUAUAUUUCAGGCGGGGUUCUUGUAAUAUCUUCCAUCUCUCGCCUUGUAAGGGAGUGCUCGGGGGUGUGAGCUUUUUGUAUAUAUUUGUAUAUUUAUUUUAUGUAUUUUGUCCCUUGCAUUAGGCUUGUUUAUACAUUUCCAGUCAGGAGUUAUAUAGAUAGCCGCUCCAGAAUAUG
Messenger RNA from Paecilomyces variotii, 1621 nucleotides. RefSeq names its product dienelactone hydrolase. The coding region runs from base 204 to 1400 and encodes 398 amino acids. NCBI's taxonomy places the organism in Eukaryota, Fungi, Ascomycota, Eurotiomycetes, Eurotiales, Thermoascaceae. The record is from RefSeq and is a predicted model, not a curated record. Gene Ontology annotation, biological process: polyketide metabolic process. The transcript has 3 exons.